AGAGGUAUCGGAUUUUGAUAUAUCGGUGGGUGGUUGUGGUCUGGUUUUGAAAGUAAUAACAUAUGGGAUCUUCUGAAGCCAGCACACGUCGUCGAGUAAAGUUGUACAUGUUGAAUGAUGAACGACAAUGGGAUGAUAAGGGCACUGGUCACGUGUCAGCAUUGUAUACUGAGCAGGAGAACAUGGCCCUAGUAGUAAUUUCAGAGACAGAUGGGUCUUAUCUUCUUGAGUCAAAAAUACAGCCAGAUACAGCGUAUCAAAAGCAGCAAGAAACACUAAUUGUCUGGUCAGAAGGUGAAAAUAUGGAUUUAGCUCUAUCUUUCCAAGAAAAGGUUGGUUGUGAUGAUGUAUGGGAAAAAAUUUGUGCUGUACAGGGAAAGGAUCCAUCGGUAGAGAUUACUCAAGAGGUUGUUGACGAGUCAGAUGAUGUUGAUGACACAGAUGGGUAUACACCGACAAUGAUGCAAAGUAUUCAACCUCUUAGUCUUCCACCUUGUGAACUGAGCCGUCUUGAAGAAGUUGUUGACCUAGUUAGUCAAGCUGUCGCAUCACCUCCGAAACGCGAGCGAUUGGUGGCCUUUUUAGAGUCAACUAAUUAUCUCCAUCAGUUAGUCGAUGUCUUUCACAAGGCAGAAGAUCUGGAAGAUAUGGAAUCGUUGCAUCAUCUUUACGAAAUAAUGCGACAACUUAUAUUGGUAAACAAACAUAGCCUUUAUGAAAGUUUAUUCGCUGAUGAUAUGCUGUUGGAUGUGAUUGGUAUUUUGGAAUACAAUCCUUCUGGGCGCACUAAACAUCGUGAUUUUCUCAGAAAUAAGGCUACUUUCAAAGAAGUUUUGCCUUUGCAUAAUACAGAUUUAGUGACAAAAAUACAUCAAACAUAUCGCGUUCAGUACAUACAAGACUGCUGUCUCCCACCUCCUUGUCUAUUCGACGAACACACUCUUUCCCAACUUAAAGCAUUUGUUUCUAUAAACAAGAUGGAGAUUAUUCGGGCUCUUCAAGAAGAUGAAGAGUUUAUGUGCCGACUUUUUACACGUUUGAAAGCGGCGGAUACAGACCUAACUCAUCGCAGAGACCUAUCGCUCUUUGUAAAGGAAUUUUGUAAUAUUUCCAUCCAAACAGAUCAGAAAGAAAGUUUUCUCAGUUGUUUACUUCAACAUGGAGCACUAAGAACAGCUGAAGUACUCCUCGCAAUUGAUGAUCGAGAUAUAAAGUCAGCGGCUCUCGAGAUUCUCCAGGCAUUUAUUGAGCACCAGCCCUCUGUUGUGCGUGAAUAUGUCUUCAGAGAAACUGCUCCGUUCCGAAAAGACGAUGAAUUACUCAUUAAUCUUAUGAUAAGUCAAUUACUCACUGAUCCAGAUCCAGAACUUAGUGAUGCUUUCCUUUUGGGUUACAUGUUGCGCAUUCUUAUCGAUCCAGACAAUAUGAACAAUUCCGGUGUCCGUAGCGAAAAAACAGAUUUUCUCAGUUUUUUCUAUAAACGAUGCAUCAAUACACUUGUUCGUCCAUUAUUUGACAAUACUUCAAAAGAAACACUGGAGAAGGAUGAUUAUCACACUGCAUUAGUUUUGAACCAUAUAAUUGAAUUGCUCACGUUCUGUAUUGAAACUCAUACAUACCACAUGAAGAAUUACUGCUUUAAUCGUGAUCUACUAAAACGUGUUCUCGUUUUAUUGCUAUCAUCUCAUAAAUUCCUUGUGUUAGCUGCUUUACGUCUUCUAAGACGUGUUGUCCAUAUGAAAGAAGAAUUUUAUAAUCGUUAUUUGAUCAAAAACAAUCUUUUUAAACCAGUUUUGAAGCUCUUCGUUUCCAACGGAUAUCGUUACAACCUGUUGGACUCAGCUAUUAUCGAACUUUUUGACUAUAUUCGCUCUGAAGAAAUAACUUCAUUAAUUACCCAUAUAAUAGAAAAUUAUUGGGAUAUUUUGAAAAAUAUAAAUUACGUACAAACGUUUACCGAUCUAAAACGAGCAUACGAUCACAGUCAUCGUUCAGUUAGGACUGUUGUUGGAACUGUGACCCAGCAAGCGACAUUAGAUGUGCUUUCUUUGACUUCUACGCGUUUCCAACGUGAUGCACGUGCACUAGAGAUGGAAGAAGAACAAUGGUUUGAUCAGGAUGAAGAUGAGGAAGAGGAAGAAGAUGGAGAUAACCUAUUCCCACAACACUCGCCAACAUUGCUCAAUAGAACGACAAAUGCUUCUGCUAGUGCAAGUGAACCUACUGUUGGAAGUGGUUUGUCAAAUCUCCCUUCAUAUGGGCUACAUUCUGUAAUCACUACUUCGUCAGAUUUAUUGGGUAUUGUUACGUCUUCAGAUACGCAAUCUAGUUUGGUUUCUUUAUCAUCCUCGAUCGCACCAAGCAAUUCUAGUCUUGAUUCAUGCGCUAGUGUUCUGCCUCAUCCGCCCAGUUUUUCACCGAAAUCUGUAAUGGAUAAUUUAACUGACAAUUUAUGCAUACCUCCACGUUCAGGAUCUCUGUGCGAUAGACUUCGUGUACGUCCUCACACUGUUCUUUUGAAUGAUGAUAAUGAGUCUUCUGCAGCACGUCUUAAUUUUGGUCGUCAAACUCCUAUAGCGAUUCAUAUCAAAUCAUUGUGUAGAGAGAAAAUAGAAACAAUGAGUGAUGGAUUUGAAAUAAGUGGUCGAUUAAAUCCAUCUUUAUUAGCGUCAGAUACCAGUUUAUCAAGCGCCAGAAAUCCUAACCAUAUUGAUGAUAAUGAAUAUAAAGAAAAUGUAACCGGUUCGAAUUCAAGUGAUGCACAAAACUCAUCAGUAUCAAGUCCCAUUAUGUCUGAUAUUUCCCAUAAAAUAAAGCGAAAUCAUAUCGAUCCUCCUGUUGAAAAUGAGGACUGCAAUUUAGUCCAGGUAAAGCGUUUGAAAAAAUCUAGACAGUCAAGUAACAAGUCAUCAUCCCAAGAUUUUCACCUACACAAAGAAACAGUUAUCUUGGAAAACAGCUACUCUGACAAACUUCCUCAUGAGACAAAUAAUACAAAAUCAUUUGAGGUGGGUUAAUUGUUUUAAUUUCUCAUCAGUGAGGUGUUUAAGCGAGUGGUUGCUUAUUUUAGAUUCGCUUUAUUAUAAUCAAGAAACUAUUUAUGUUAGUAAAAUACUUUUAAAUAUUCAUCAGUGCUUAAAAUUGCAUUUCAGUAUCCACAUACUUACGCCCAUUACUUCCAAUGGAGCAUAGACCUCCGACCAGCAAGUAUCCACAUAUGUGUACAUAUUUAAUCCUGCUUUUAAAUCGAAAUAUUGUAAUAAUAUGAAGCGAAUGAGUAUUAAUGUAAUCUACCAACAUCAUUCAUUUUCAUCCUAAAUGUGCAUAAACUCUUUAUGUUAUCGGAUUAAAUGUGGUGGACUGAGUAAUAGUCAACUAAAUUGAUGAGCUACAGAUUUCUAAUAAAUUUGUUUCGUUACUCUGUUUAUCGAAAGGGUUGAUUAAUAAUCUUAUUACAUACCUCAUACUCAGUAGAUGGGAUUUACACUGAAAUGAUAAAGCUGAACGAAACUAAAUUAAAACAUAUUACAAACGGUUAUUGUGAUCGAUUUUGUAUUAUUUAUUUCUAACACAAAAUUCUUGCAUUAUAGGCUUAAAGAUAUCUCCUAUAUAAGAUAAAACGAAGAAACAAGGAACAUUAUGUGAUGAAUAGCAAGAGUUAGAAGUAUUAAAGAACUUUGGGCGCAACCCAAAUAUACUUUGUUCGACUCAAAGAAACAUCUUAAUUUCUAUGAAGAAUACAUUUAAAAAAUGAUCAUAGGCUCAAUGGUUUAUUAUGUAGGCCAUUCAUUUCGAUUGACAUGGUUUGUAUAAAAUUUGGGAUUCACCUUAGAUGUUUAAACCAAGCAGGUGAUUCUUUCAUAGAAUCAAUCUCUGGACCUAUGGUCUACAGUUUUAUUAUGUAGCAACAUACUGACUUAAAUCCACUUGGUAUUGCUUGUUUGUAUCUUCCUAUUGUUGUUAAGGACUGCAAUUUAUCAGUCUCAAAUAGGACGAAAGGCGCGUCCUGGAUUCCACUGCUAGCCACCGUCAAUCUUAACAUACUGACUAUUAUGAAUGACGAUAAGUUAAUCAUAAAAUACAAAUCUUCUGUUUAACUAUAUAUAUUACAUUUACAAUUGAUUGAUCACUGCGUAGUGAUCAAUGUCAUGUAUGUCAGUUCCUUCCUAGUGCAGAUAGAUCUAAUCUCCAAAGUUGUAAUUUGGCCACUAGUCUAGGUGACUUGACAUUGCGUGCACCAUGUUGAGAUGAGAUGGUAUUUGGAGACGGUCGACAGGAAACCCUGGGCCUAGGUUUAGUACUAUUUGGCACUCGUCAACAAGGUGUACCUGUGAUCUUGAGGGAACGGAUGCUCACUGGCUGAUGCGAUCCCUUAUCACCCAGCUUCGCAGUCAGAGACGUUACCACGUGGUCGAUAGGAUUCGAUCUGCACUAAGAAGGACCCGACACACAUGACAUCGAUCAACACCCAGUGAUCAAUCAAUUGUAAAUACAUAGUACAACUUAUUUCGCCGAGUCCUAGAACCAAUGCUUUGACUUCAAAGCUAUGAUUUUUAAACUCGAGCAUUCCCGUGGCGUGAAGGCAGUGAGUUAAACUUUGUAUGAGGGUAUGCCUCAUUGUAUUGCACUUCAACAUUUGUGGAAUACACCGCAUUUCAAUUUCCUCUGAUGUUUUAACUGGGACUGAUAUUGUUUAUCUAUUUUUUAUGAAUGCAUGGUAAAUAUAUAAAAUCUAUUAACACAUCGAAACCUCAUAGUAAGUCCAAAAAUCAUGUAUUUUAUUUUGAGUUGUUUGUGUCUAUUGUAUGUUUUUGAUUGGUGCAAUAAAUGACAUAAUCCCAGUAACAAUCAUAAAAGAGUAACAUCACAUGUUCUAUCAAUAAUUCAUUUGACCUAUGCUUGUAGGUUAUAGAAGCUGAUCCAUUGUCUCCUAUUGGUUUGGUGGAUUAUUCAGAUGAAGAAAGUGAGGAAGAGGAACAAAUAAAAGACAAAAAUGACCACAUUCAAUUUGAAGAAAAUCAAACAUCAAAUAAUGACGUUGAUGGGUCUCAUCACAACAUAUCGGAUGUUUCAUCCAGUCAAGUGGUGACAGAUGUAGUCUAAAAUUGUACAAAGUUGUUAAGCAUCCAUUCCUUACUUUUUACAAAAGUGAUGAGACGUCGAAAUGAACCAUUUCUGUGCCUUUGUCUUACAACUUAACGGAAUAUUUUUUUAACAAAAGUGAUUUCAUCAAUUUUGUUAAAACCACCAACCAUCCAGGUUGAGAUGCUUAAGACAUUGGCUAUGCCAGUGGUUCUUCGUCAUUUCUCCUUUAAUUUCCAUCUUCAGUAAAUGCGCCAAACUUCUAAUUUUUCCUGUCUAUUACCCAGCGCGCAUUUUGUACAUAAAAACAUUGUAUUAAUUGACUGGGGGAUCUAAAAAUAAUUUUAUGUAGAGAAAUGUUUGUAUAACUAAUAGGCAUUUGCCUUUUGUAAAUGCGCUUUGUUUAAUAAUGUUUAUUGUAGACACCUCAAAUUGUUUCAGAAUUUUUUUCUCAAUCCGUCAAUUGAAAUGAAUAUAUCAUAACACAUGUC
Messenger RNA from Schistosoma bovis, 5573 nucleotides. Lineage: Eukaryota; Metazoa; Platyhelminthes; Trematoda; Strigeidida; Schistosomatidae. The record is from the annotation of a GenBank genome assembly.